This is a messenger RNA of Callorhinus ursinus (northern fur seal), 1209 nucleotides long. Its product is annotated as transmembrane and coiled-coil domain-containing protein 5B-like. The record is from RefSeq and is a predicted model, not a curated record. Lineage: Eukaryota; Metazoa; Chordata; Mammalia; Carnivora; Otariidae.
GGCCUCAAUCAGUAAGGAGAUACCUUUCCUGAAAGUUCUGACAAUCGGUUGGAAAUCUCAGUGGGAACUAAAGAAAUCUCAGUGGGGAAGAGAAGGGAAACCCACAAUGGAAGUAGCUGGACAGGACCCGCUGGAUGAUGUGCAGGAGAUGAUGGAAAUACCGAAAUUAGAAGUCACAAAACAAAACCUUGACUAUCUGAACUCAGACCUUGAAAAGGACCUGCAGAGACUGGAUGAGGCAAAUCAAGUUCUUCUCAGGAAAAUUCAAGAGAAGGAAGAAGCUAUUCAAAGUCUGGAAGGAGAGACUGCCUUGUCACUAGCACAAGCCAACGAGAGGGAGGAGUUGAACCAUAUUGCAUCAGAGAAGGAGGAAACCUUGAGGAACCUGGAAUCAGAGACAGCAAAGCUGGAGAAAAGUAACAAGAUUCUGAGCAGGAAUGUGGUGGAGCUUCAGAAGAAGAUUUCAAGGAGACAUAAGAAUGAUGGCCUUAAUAAAGAAACCCUAAAGCAGAUGUUGGCAGAACUGAAGGUCAGACUACAAAAGUCAACAGAGUCCUGCACAAAGCAAGAGAAGGAACUGCUCAAGAUAGAGAGCGACUACCAAUCUUUGCAUCAGCUCUGUGAGGACCAGGCCCACUACAUAAAGAAAUACCAGGAAAUUCUGAGGCAGAUGGAAAAGGAAAAAGAGGUGAUGCUUCUUGAAAAAGAAGUAUUCAAAGCCCAGAACAACUCUUCCCAAAUCGUGAAACCUGGGUCAAUUCUGGUAGAGACCAUCCAAAGCAACAUGGAGAAGACCAUCAUUAAGAAACAGAAGAGAAUCUUUUGGUACAGGCAUUUCAGGUGCCUUGUCUUCAUGGUCAUGAUCUUCAUUAGGCUGCUGGGUUAUGCGCUUUUCCACCUGCAGUACAUAAACCCAGACCUUCUUGUGGAUGCCCUACCCAUGGUAAUGAGCAGGGACACCUUGAAGAGGCUGAGGGAGGUCUUAUUUCCCUUCCUCACUCUAGAGGUGGAAGAAGUCCUACCGCAUUAAUCCGAAGCAACGUGGGGGGCUCCACACGGCACCCAGUGGAAAAGGGGGACGUGACUGUAGCCCUGAAUUGGUGGUGAGCCAAGAAGCAAGUGGGAACCUUGGCUUGGACAUCUGACCCCUUCAUUUCAUUCUAUUCCCUUGCUUUCUCUUUGCAGUGGCUCUGUUUUAAAUAAAGAAUA